This is a messenger RNA of Sporisorium graminicola, 1011 nucleotides long. RefSeq lists its product as uncharacterized. NCBI's taxonomy places the organism in Eukaryota, Fungi, Basidiomycota, Ustilaginomycetes, Ustilaginales, Ustilaginaceae. The coding region runs from base 1 to 1011 and encodes 336 amino acids. The transcript has a single exon. The record is from RefSeq and is a predicted model, not a curated record.
AUGGUCGCAAUCACGCCUCAGACGUACACGUACAAGACGUUUGUCAACACUGACGGCGAACACACGCCCAUCCCCGUCGAUGUCUACGUUCCCGAGACCGCCAGCGAGACCAAACUGACACCCGUUGUCUGGGUCCAUACCGGUGGCUUCUUGCAAGGCACGCGAAAAUUUGUGCCGCCACACUUCCUACGAGCACUUGCAAGGCACAAUCUGGCCCUCAUUGCGCCUGAUUUUCGUCUCUGCCCUCAAGUGUCGAUCUUUGAGGUGCUCGAGGAUGUGACCGACAGCAUCCGAUGGACGCUCGACCCUGAAGCGCGCGCUGCUUCUGGCUUCAAGUCGGACCAGGUUGCUUCUGACAAGUACAUCCUUGGUGGCUCGAGCGCCGGUGGAUGGCCCGCACUGCUGCUCGGCCUUGGACUGCACGAUCAGGCGAAACGCAUCCCUCGCCCACCCAGCACCAUCUUUGCCGUCUAUGCCAUCACCACCGUCACACCGAGCUUGGCGCCGUUCUUCUACGAGCCACAGAAGCCUCUGUCGUGGGCUGUCGAUGGAAAGCUGAUCGAGAAGCAGCCACUGGAACAGGAGGGCCACCUGCACAAAUGCCUCGAUGCCCAUCACCAGCUUAUCGAGGACUCCUCUGUCAAGAUCCGCACCGAGGCGCCUCCUGCCAGCAACCCCGUUCGUGCUGCGCUGUACAACUUUGCGAGACAGGAAGGCAACUAUCCAAGCCUCAUCCUCCAAGAUCCCUCCGAAAGCUCGCAGGUGUGCACGCCCUCGCUGAUCAAGUCCACACUCAAGGGAGCGAGAGUGCCGGUGCUGAUUGCAUGGGGCGACUCGGAUCCCAAGGUGCCUCAUUGGCAGUCGCUGCACGUUGCAGAAGCGCUCAUAUCGAUCGGCUACGACGAUGAGUCGCUGCACAUUAUCCAAGAGAAGGGCGCCGACCAUCUGUUCGAUAUGGAGCCAGAGAAGGAGAUUGACGGUAUGUGGAAGUGGCUGGCCGAGCAGCUUUGA